This is a messenger RNA of Cylindrotheca closterium, 294 nucleotides long. The record is from the annotation of a GenBank genome assembly. NCBI's taxonomy places the organism in Eukaryota, Bacillariophyta, Bacillariophyceae, Bacillariales, Bacillariaceae.
AUGGAAGGCUUUGAAAAUGAAGCUGAAACGACCCCAGUAGAGGAUGAUGAUGAUGGCUGGGGAACUGGUUCAAAGGAUGACUUUAAUGAGAAAACAAAAGAGCUACGGGCACUUCAAAACAGUCGACAGCUCUCCCCUCCAGCAAGCAGAACGCAAAGUGCAUCGGAAGGUGAACGAGAUCUUUUCAUUCCAAUUUUCGCAAUCGUGUCAUUACUUGGUCUUUCUGGAUCCUACGGCUAUGAAAUGUUGAGGUUGGCCUCCCGUGGAGAACUGUAUCUACCUUGGAACAACUAA